AUGGCCAUGAACGGACCAGAAGCAUGUACCGGUAUUGAAAAUAUUGAUGAAGCCAUUACAUUGCUUGAACAAAAUAACUGGGACUUAGUGGCAGCUAUAAAUGGUGUAAUACCACAAGAAAAUGGCAUUCUACAAAGUGAAUAUGGUGGAGAAGCUUUACAAGGACCAGCAUAUGGUCCCACGAGUCAUCCUACCGCUGCCUCUUCAACUUCUUCCUCAUCUUCAGCAUUUCGACAUGUAGUGCCAUCCAGACAAAUAGUGGAAAGACAACCACGAAUGCUUGAUUUUAGGGUGGAGUACAGAGACAGAAAUGUAGAUGUGGUACUUGAAGACAGCUCCACAGUUGGAGAGAUCAAACGCAUUUUAGAAAAUGAACUUCAAAUUCCUGCAUCUAAAAUGUUGCUUAAAGGAUGGAAGACCGGAGAUGUAGAUGAUAGUACUGUUUUAAAAACUCUACAUUUGCCAAAAAACAACAGUCUUUAUGUUCUAACACCUGAACUGCCCCAUCCUUCAAGUAAUUCUGGGGCCCUGCAGGAGUCAUUAAAUCAAAACUUCAUGCUGAUCAUCACCCAUCGAGAAGUCCAGCGGGAGUACAACCUCAACUUCUCAGGAAGCAGUACCAUUCAGGAGGUAAAGCGGAACGUGUAUGACCUAACUAGUAUUCCUGUUCGUCACCAGUUGUGGGAAGGCUGGCCUCCUUCUGCGACGGAUGACUCUAUGACUCUAGCUGCAUCAGGGGUGACUUAUCCUUGUCAUCGACUUACAGUAGGAAGAAGAUCUUCACCUGCACAAACCAGAGAACAGUCAGAGGAGCAAUGUACUGAUGUUCAUAUGGUUAGUGACAGUGAUGGAGAUGACUUUGAAGAUGCUACAGAGUUUGGAGUCGAUGAUGGAGAGAUGUUUGGAAUGGCAUCAUCUGCCUUGAGGAAAUCUCCAAUGAUGCCAGAAAAUGCUGAAAAUGAAGGAGAUGCCUUAUUACAAUUUACAGCAGAAUUUUCCUCAAGAUACGGUGAUUGCCAUCCCGUGUUUUUUAUUGGAUCACUAGAGGCUGCUUUUCAAGAAGCCUUCUAUGGAAAAGCCAGAGAUAGAAAGCUUCUUGCUAUCUACCUCCAUCACGAUGAAAGUGUACUAACUAAUGUGUUCUGCUCACAAAUGCUUUGUGCCGAAUCUAUUGUUUCAUAUCUGAGUCAGAACUUCAUAACCUGGGCAUGGGAUAUGACAAAAGAAGCAAACAGAGCAAGGUUUCUGACAAUGUGCACUAGACACUUCGGUAGUGUUGUGGCCCAAACAAUUCGAACUCAGAAGACAGAUCAGUUUCCGCUUUUCCUUAUUAUUAUGGGGAAACGAUCAUCUAAUGAGGUGUUGAAUGUAAUACAAGGUAACACAACAGUGGAUGAGCUAAUGAUGAGACUGAUGGCUGCAAUGGAGAUCUUCAGUGCCCAGCAGCAGGAAGACAUAAAGGAUGAGGAUGAACGUGAAGCUAGGGAGAAUGUGAAGAGAGAACAGGAUGAAGCUUACCGCAUUUCACUUGAAGCUGAUAGAGCCAAGAGGGAAGCUCAGGAGAGAGAAAUAGCAGAACAGUUUCGUUUGGAACAGAUUCGAAAAGAACAGGAAGAAGAACGCGAGGCCAUCAGGCUCUCUCUAGAGCAGUCUUUGCCUCCAGAACCAAAGGAAGAGAGCACCGAGUCAGUCAGUAAGCUGCGUAUACGAACGCCCAGCGGAGAAUUCUUUGAGCGCCGUUUCCUGGCCAGCAGUAAGCUGCAGGUUGUCUUUGAUUUUGUAGCUUCCAAGGGAUACCCUUGGGAGGAGUACAAGCUGCUGGGUACCUUUCCUAGGAGAGACGUGACUCAAUUGGAUCCAAAUAAAUCAUUACUGGAGGUAAAACUGUACCCUCAAGAAACCCUCUUCCUAGAGGCAAAAGAAUAG
This is a messenger RNA of Alligator sinensis (Chinese alligator), 1926 nucleotides long. RefSeq names its product Fas associated factor 1 (gene FAF1). The transcript is spliced from 19 exons. The coding region runs from base 1 to 1926 and encodes 641 amino acids. Gene Ontology annotation, molecular function: ubiquitin binding; NF-kappaB binding. Lineage: Eukaryota; Metazoa; Chordata; Crocodylia; Alligatoridae. Gene Ontology annotation, cellular component: nucleus; endoplasmic reticulum. The record is from RefSeq and is a predicted model, not a curated record.